AAAAAAAUAAAAUAAAAGCUAUAUCAUUGGUUCCAUUUACGCACUAACAGAACGAGAAAAAGAUAACUAAAAUAAAAAAUUUAAGGGGUUUUAAUAAAUGGGCCAUUACCAUAAACUUUUUUUAACACCCUACAGCGUUUCUUUGAUUCAGGUCAUGGAAUAUUUACAGGACAGUUACUGCGGGGCAAAAUCUUAUCUAAAAUGGCAGCCAAGUAGUGACGUGCGUACCAAAGUCCAAGACAAAUAACCAACACAAAUAUCUUCCUUUGAAGGGAAAAAUCGACUUUAAUCCACGAAGAUUUGUAGGCAUGGGAAGAUAUUUAUUUGUUGAAGUGUGCCCCACUUAUUUGUUCUUGCUAUGAAACUUCUGUACCGGUCGUUCGAGAAAAAUGGCAAAGGCCAUAUUGGCCUCAUUCCAGAAGAGGCUGAAGACAUGUGGCAUGCUUACAACUUGGUUGCACCCAAUGAUUUGAUUAGGUCUACUACAAUACGACGUGUCCAAACAGAGUCUGCAACUGGCAGUACCAGCAGUAAUAAAAUUCGUACUACUUUGACACUCCGUGUUGAAACAACUGAUUUUGACAUAAAGGCUUGUGUGUUAAGAGUUAAAGGACGGAAUGUAGAAGAGAACCAAUAUGUUAAGAUGGGUCAAUAUCAUACAAUAGAUUUGGAACUGAAUCGAAAGUUUGUUUUAACAAAAGAUGAAUGGGAUGUGGUGUCAAUGGAGAGAGUGGAUCUUGCAUGUGACGCAACAAAACAGGCUGAUUUAGGUGCUGUUGUCAUGCAGGAAGGAAUCGCGCAUGUGUGUUUAGUUACUUCAAGUAUGACCAUUGUGCGAGCAAAAAUUGAAGUUAACAUUCCAAGGAAACGUAGAGGAAACUGUUCUCAGCAUGAUAAGGGUUUAUUAAAGUUUUAUGACCAAAUUAUCCAGGCUAUUAUUCGCCAUUUUAAUUUUGACGUUAUUAAAUGUGUUCUUGUAGCUAGCCCUGGUUUUGUAAAGGAUCAAUUCACUGACUACAUGUUUAGUCAGGCUAUUAAAUUAGAUCAAAAAGUUUUGGUGGAAAACAAAUCAAAGUUUAUUCUUGUUCAUGCUUCAUCUGGUUUUAAACAUUCUUUAAAGGAAGUCUUAGCUGAUCCAGCUGUGACAUCGAAGUUGACAGACACUAAGGCAUCCAGUGAAGUUAAAGCCCUAAAUGCUUUCUACUCAAUGUUGCAGCAGGAACCAGAACGAGCCUUUUAUGGGAUAGAUCACGUGGAGCGAGCCAAUGAGAUGGAAGCAAUUGAAACCUUACUUGUAACUGAUGAAUUAUUCCGAUCUCAUGAACUGGCAACAAGAAAAAGAUAUGUCAGAUUGGUUGAAAGUGUCCGUGACAAUAGUGGAGAAGUAAAAAUAUUUUCAAGUCUUCAUGUAUCUGGAGAACAAUUGGGCCAGCUUUCAGGUGUUGCUGCAAUAUUACGAUACCCACUACCUGACUUAGCCGAUGAACUUUUUAACGAAGAUAAUAGUAGUUCCGAAUCAGACGAUGGAAGCUGAUAAUAUCAUCUGUUUAGUUUAAAUUAUCCGAAUUAUUAAAAUCAAAGUAGACAUUGCAUUAUUUAUUCAAUCACUGACAGUUCGUCGUUUGGAUAUUUUAAACAAUUAUUAUGUUGUUUUAUUUUGCUUUCGGUUUAAAUUUGACCCACAUUUUGUGUAUCUCGCAAUAUUGAAGUGAUGCAGUGUGGCUGUCAAGGUGGUGCUGUGUUUUUAGUCAGCUGCUUUGUCUCAAACGAAAAAAUAAUAUUUUUGGUAUCGGCCUUAUUUUUUAGUUAUAUGCUUUCAUCUUCUUUUAUGCUAAAAAUUCUAUAAAACUCUAUAAAAGGUUGUUUUUAGAAGAAAUUUUAGGGAUAUUUUUUGUAUGUUUAGGUAGUAAAAUAAUUUUCUAGGGGGUAGACAGAUCAUUAUUUUUUUCAUUUGCUAUCAGAAUUUAUUUUAAUAAAGCUGAUAUAUUUCAUUUUGCUUUAAACUUGUGAAACGAAACAUUGAGACAUUUUUUCCCAACAUUUUAUAUUAUGUGCUGUUUUCUGACAUUAUAUGCCAUAUUAUCGUCCAAAUAAAUUAUGAUAUUUAAA
Molecule: messenger RNA, 2109 nt
Organism: Hydractinia symbiolongicarpus
Lineage: Eukaryota; Metazoa; Cnidaria; Hydrozoa; Anthoathecata; Hydractiniidae
Product: protein pelota homolog
Exons: 15
Coding region: 359-1534 (391 amino acids)
Biological process (GO): ribosome disassembly; nonfunctional rRNA decay; RNA surveillance
Cellular component (GO): cytoplasm
Source: RefSeq, a predicted model, not a curated record